AUGGAUUCAAUUCACAAGUUAAGGUUUCAAGUGGGCGAGGCUAGGGUGCCUGUUGGAGCCAUUUUUGGAGGUCAACAGGCUAUUUCUUGUUUUCAAGAAAUCAAGUUUAUAUUAUUAAUAUGUUUUGAUAACAUUGCAGGAUUACUAAGGUGUGGAAAAAGCUGCAGAUUGAGAUGGACAAAUUAUCUUAGACCAAAUUUGAAGAGAGGAUUUCUAUCUGAAGAUGAAGAGAAGAUAAUUAUUGACCUUCAUCCCAAGCUUGGAAAUAGAUGGUCCAAGAUUGCUUCUCAUCUCCCCGGAAGAACUGAUAAUAAUAUGAAAAUUUACUGGAAGACAAGCAUCAAGAAAAAGCUGAGGAACAUGGGAAUAGAUCCCAUGUCCCGCAACCCCCCACCGCUUCCAUUGCCGUUGAAAGAACAUACACAAAAUCCUUUGGCGGAACAAGAACCACCAUUAGACGCGGUAGAUCAAAACAAAGACACUGGAAUCUCAGUGCAAUCCACCAUUACAGAGGGCAAAGAUGAAGGCAAAAACAUGGCUUCAAGCCCAUUAAUGGAGGUUAGCAAUGAGUUCAGAGUAGAUGAAGUCCUAUGGGAAGCCAAUAAUGCUUUAAGAAAGUUGGUUCAAAGAAGGGAUCAUGGACUACUGAGGAAGAAAUUUUUAGAACUUACGCCUCCUACUAGACUUCCCAAUCUACCUCUUGUAGCCAAUCUGUUGUCCACUACAACCUCCUGGUACUUAACUGAUCGUAUCACCAAGUGGAACAUCAAGAACCGCUCGUUCUUGUGCCUGUAA
This is a messenger RNA of Olea europaea var. sylvestris, 795 nucleotides long. RefSeq names its product transcription factor MYB20-like. Bases 1 to 795 code for a protein of 264 amino acids. Lineage: Eukaryota; Viridiplantae; Streptophyta; Magnoliopsida; Lamiales; Oleaceae. The transcript is spliced from 6 exons. The record is from RefSeq and is a predicted model, not a curated record.